Molecule: messenger RNA, 1915 nt
Organism: Chinchilla lanigera (long-tailed chinchilla)
Lineage: Eukaryota; Metazoa; Chordata; Mammalia; Rodentia; Chinchillidae
Gene: Msantd3
Product: Myb/SANT-like DNA-binding domain containing 3
Exons: 3
Coding region: 399-1226 (275 amino acids)
Source: RefSeq, a predicted model, not a curated record
GAGGGGCGCAGCGCUCGGCCAGAAGCAGGGCGCCCGGGCCGACCGCUCUGGGAACUGCUGUGCAUCCGCGUAAACACGCCUUAGUUACCGCGGCGCCUGGGCCGGAGGAGCGCACGAUCUAGGAGCAGACGCAUCCUGGCAGUUUCAACAAAACAAAAGUCGGCGAUAAAGUCGGCGCGGGGGACUGGCCGUUCGCAGCGUCCCGGAGCCCGGAAAGAAAGGGGCCCCCGUCGGUCCGGAGCUUGGCCUGAACUAACUCGUGUCCACGACCGACCGCCACGGCCCUUGUGACAAAUGCAUUCUUUUGUUGUCGUUCGGGGGAAUGAAACGGUUCGUCCGGGCCCUUCGGGAGCUCCCCGGCAAAGGAUAGCUAAUUGCCCGAAGAAACGUAGUGGAAAAUGCAAAACAACGAAAUUAUAAAACCUGCCAAAUACUUCUCAGAAUUGGAAAAGAGCAUCUUGCUUGCUUUAGUAGAAAAGUAUAAAUAUGUGCUGGAAUGUAAGAAAAGUGAUGCACGAACUAUUGCCCUCAAGCAACGUACCUGGCAAGCGCUGGCCCACGAGUAUAACUCUCAGCCAAGUGUGUCGCUGCGGGAUUUCAAACAGCUGAAGAAGUGCUGGGAGAACAUCAAGGCUCGGACCAAAAAAAUUAUGGCCCAUGAAAGGAGAGAGAAAGUGAAGCGGAGCGUGAGCCCACUGCUGAGCACCCAUGUGCUCGGGAAGGAGAAGAUUGCUGGCAUGCUGCCUGAGCAGCUCUACUUCCUACAGAGCGCGCCCGAGGAAGAGCCAGAGUACCACCCCGAUGCCGCUGCCCAAGAAUCAUUUGCUGUUUCAAAUAGAGAACUGUGCGAUGAUGAGAAAGAGUUCAUACAUUUUCCAGUAUGUGAGGGGACCUCUCAACCUGAACCCUCGUGUUCAGCUGUCAGAAUAACAGCCAAUAAAAACUACAGGAGCAAAACCUCUCAGGAAGGUGCUUUAAAAAAGAUGCAUGAGGAAGAACACCAUCAACAAAUGUCCAUCUUACAACUGCAGCUGAUACAAAUGAAUGAGGUGCAUGUGGCCAAAAUCCAGCAGAUAGAGCGAGAGUGUGAGAUGGCAGAGGAGGAACACAGGAUAAAAAUGGAAGUGCUCAAUAAAAAGAAGAUGUAUUGGGAAAGAAAACUACAAACUUUUACCAAGGAAUGGCCUGUUUCCUCAUUUAACCGGCCCUUUCCCAAUUCACCCUAAGACUUUGGGGGUGGUUCCCUUGUAAUUAAAUCUUGUGUGGCAAAGUCUGGAACAUGAACUUGGGGUCAGUAACCUGUAACAGAGCUACAACUAGGAAAAUUAGCGUGGUAGUAGUCAUUUAUUUAAGAAUACAUUCAGGUAAACAGCUACACCCUAUGUACCCCUUAAGUGGCAAAAAGCUGUUAUAGUUUUCUGAAAAUUACCACUUUGAGUGCUAUUAAUUCUGAAUGUAAUGUCUCUUAAUUAGAAUUCAUAUAAGAACCAUGUGUGAGUGUUGUAUUUUUUUAAAAUCAGAUGCAAGUGUGACUAUAAAGAAGUAUGGCUGAUUUUUUUCCCCUGAAGCAGACAGCUGAACUUUUCUAUCCAAUUGAAUGUCCUGACUUUGAAAGAGGUUGUUCUGGGUGCCACACUCUUCUCCAGAGGUGAUUUUUGUCACUAGAAAUUGCUAAAGGUCUGCGGGAAAUUUCAGUUUUUGAAAAGCUCAACAUUUGGGAGGAUAUUUUCUAAUGUAGCUCUUAAACUGCAUUUUAAGGCUUUUCUUCAAAGAGGAGUUCCCAAGUAAUAUCUCCAGCAGUGGUAGUUUUGUUAGAACGAAGGAUGUAACAACUUUGAGGGAGAAAUGUUAGUUUAGGUUUCUACAUGCUGUUAUCUUUGUUUUAUUAAAAAAGAGACUUGCAAUUUUAUAGUCA